Molecule: messenger RNA, 1593 nt
Organism: Gilbertella persicaria
Lineage: Eukaryota; Fungi; Mucoromycota; Mucoromycetes; Mucorales; Choanephoraceae
Product: thiamine diphosphate-binding protein
Exons: 4
Coding region: 316-1311 (331 amino acids)
Biological process (GO): pyruvate decarboxylation to acetyl-CoA
Molecular function (GO): pyruvate dehydrogenase (acetyl-transferring) activity
Source: RefSeq, a predicted model, not a curated record
AAAAAGUGUGCGGGCGAGUGCGGGCUUUUGGGCUGGUUGUUGGGUUCUUAUCAAAAGAGUUUAUUUGUCGAGCUUUCUUUUCUUUUUUUCUGUUUUUUUUUUGUGUUGCUCUUACCCAGCUAAAAGAAAAAAUGACCUUCCUUGCAACUCUCAACCGUAUGGCUCCUACCGCUGUUAAGCGUGCUGCCACCGCUUCUAUCAAGCCCUCUGCUGUUGCUCUUUCACAAAAGCGUUUCAACUCUACUUCUGGCACUGAGGUUAGAUAUUCAUUUUUUUCGACACUCGCAGCUAAAAAAAAUUUUUCGAAUGAUUUAGAUGACUGUCCGUGAAGCCUUGAACCAAGCUUUGGAAGAAGAAAUGAACAAGGACGAAACUGUUUACAUUAUGGGUGAAGAAGUUGCUCAAUACAACGGUGCCUACAAGGUUACCAAGGGUUUAUUAGACAAGUUUGGUCCUAAGCGUGUCAUUGAUACCCCUAUUACAGAAAUGGGUUUUGCUGGUAUUGCUGUUGGUUCCGCUUUCAGUGGUUUGAAGCCUGUCUGUGAAUUCAUGACCUUCAACUUUGCCAUGCAAGCUAUUGAUCAAAUUGUUAACUCUGCUGCUAAGACUCACUACAUGUCUGGUGGUAUUGUCAAGUGUCCCAUUGUUUUCCGUGGUCCCAACGGUGCCGCUGCUGGUGUCGGUGCUCAACACUCUCAAGAUUUCUCUGCCUGGUACGGUUCCGUUCCCGGUCUUAAGGUUGUCUCUCCCUGGAACUCUGAAGAUGCCAAGGGUUUGUUGAAGGCUGCUAUUCGUGAUCCUAACCCUGUUGUCGUUCUCGAAAACGAACUCGAAUACGGUACUUCUUACCCCAUGUCUGCUGAAGCCUUGUCUGACGAUUUUGUCAUUCCUAUCGGUAAGGCUAAGAUUGAACGCGAGGGUAAGGACAUCACCAUCGUUUCUCACUCCAGAACUGUCGGUUUCGCCUUGAAGGCUGCUGAUGAUUUGGCCAAGAACGGUAUCUCUGCUGAAGUUAUCAACUUGAGAUCUAUCAAGCCUUUGGAUACUGAAACUAUUUUCAAGUCUGUCAAGAAGACCAACCACAUCAUCACUGUCGAAAACGCCUGGGCUGCUUUCGGUGUUGGUUCUGAAAUCUCUGCUCAAAUCAUGGAAAGCGAUGCUUUCUGGCACUUGGAUGCUCCUAUGACUCGUGUCACUGGUGCUGAUGUUCCCACUCCUUACGCUGCUAACCUCGAAGCCCUUGCUUUCCCUGACGAAAAGGUCAUUGCCAAGGCUGCCAGAGACAACUUGGAUAAGAAGAUUGGUUUCUAAAUAUCUUUAGUGUAAAGAAAAUAUAUAUAAUAAUCAUCUACAAGUAUAUUCUCCCUACAUUUUUAUUCUCUUUUUUUUUUCAUCAUCAAACACUGCUCUAUAGAUUAAAAAAAAAAUUUUUUUUCUUAUGUAUUUUCUUAAUUUAUGUCAAGAAAUAUAUAUAUUACACAUAACUAUCACAAAAUCAGGUUGAAAAUACUACAUAACUGUUCAUAAAAGUCAGUUUCUUACGUUUGAGCAAUGUUGAACAAACAAAAUGAAAAUCAAGCAUAGUGUCGUAAG